AAACAAGAGCCGCACUUAAUUUGUGAUUUCAGCCAACUGGACUAAAGGAGAGGAAAGGAAUGUUACCUGGGGAAAAGCAGCGCUGAGGUCAGAAAUUCUGGGGCCAUUCCUCGUAUGUUUUUGCUUCCUGCUCAGGUGAUUGGACUGAUGUCUUCGCCCGUGCAGAUUCAAGCUCGACUCAGGUGUCCAUAAGCUCAUUAUUAAUUAUUAAACUGGCCGACUAGGUGAAGAGAAAUUACUUUGGAUAUGUCGCGAUGAAUGAGCCUAGAAAUGGAAAUGAGGCAGCAAACAACCAAGGGCGGUCAUUGUAUGGAGUAUAUCCCUACAAAUCCAGCAUGCUUGGCCUGGAGAACCUUGGAGAUCCAUCUGAUAACUGGGACAUUGUGGAGACCAUCGGUAAAGGGACGUAUGGAAAAGUCUACCGGGUGAUCAGCAAGAAGGAUGGAAGUCAGGCGGCAGUCAAAGUGUUGGAUCCCAUCAAUGAUGUGGAUGAAGAGAUUGAGGCGGAAUACAACAUCCUGAGAUCUCUGUCCAACCACCCCAAUGUGGUCAAGUUUUACGGCAUGUUUUACAAGUCGGAAAAUGCGUCGGGUGGUCAGCUUUGGCUAGUUCUAGAGCUCUGCAAUGGCGGUUCCGUCACGGAGCUCAUCAAAGGGUUGCUGAUGCGAGGCCAGCGUCUACAGGAGCCCGUAAUCGCGUACAUCUUAUACAGCGCCCUUCUGGGUCUCCAGCAUCUGCACAACAACCGAAUUAUUCAUCGUGACGUGAAGGGCAAUAACAUCCUUCUGACAACUGAGGGAGGAGUCAAGCUGGUUGACUUUGGAGUUUCAGCACAGCUGACCAGCGCACGAUUGCGAAGGAACACCUCCGUCGGGACUCCAUUUUGGAUGGCACCUGAGGUGAUAGCUUGUGAGCAGCAGUACGACUACACGUACGACGCCCGCUGUGACGUGUGGUCUCUGGGCAUCACCGCCAUCGAGCUUGCGGAUGGAGAUCCCCCGCUGGCUGACAUGCACCCAGUCAAAGCUCUCUUCAAGAUCCCACGAAAUCCAUCACCUACAUUGCAAAAUCCAGAGCAAUGGUGCAGAAGCUUCUGUCAUUUCAUCGGCCAGUGUCUGAUAAAGGAUUUCGAGGCACGUCCAUCGGUGACUCAUCUCCUGGAGCAUCCUUUCAUCAAACAGGCCCACGGCAAAGAUGUGGCCCUUCGACAGCAGCUGGCGGCUCUUAUCAAAGAGCAGCAAGAAGUGGGAUGUGCGGCCAGAACUAAGCACGGACGCAUCAAUACUCGUAAAACGCUCGUCAUAGAGAGCAGUGCCAAUGACGAUCUGGUCAACCUGGAGUUCUUGGAUGAGGAGAUCAUUAUUGGCCAUCUCCGCAAGAGGUAUGCCGAGCUGCAGGUGUACACGUACGUGGGCGACAUCCUCAUUGCGCUCAAUCCUUUCCAGAACCUUAGCAUCUACUCUCCACAGUUUUCAAAGCUGUACCACGGGGUGAAGCGGGCCGACAACCCACCACACAUCUUUGCAACUGCCGAUGCAGCCUACCAAAGCAUGGUGACAUUCUGCAAAGAUCAGUGCAUCAUCAUCAGUGGAGAAAGUGGUGCUGGUAAAACCGAGAGCGCUCAUUUGAUUGUUCAACAUCUCACCUUUUUAGGAAAGGCAAACAAUCGGACAUUGCGUGAGAAAAUCCUACAGGUGAAUCCUCUCGUGGAGGCUUUCGGCAACGCCUGCACAGCAAUCAAUGACAACUCCAGCCGCUUCGGAAAGUACCUGGAGAUGAAAUUCACGCCCACCGGAGCCGUCAUCGGUGCCAAAAUAUCGGAGUACCUGCUGGAGAAGUCCAGGGUCAUCAAACAGGCCAUGGAGGAGAAGAACUUCCACAUUUUUUAUUACAUCUACGCUGGCCUUUACCACCAAGAUAAGCUGAAGACUUACAGGUUGCCAGACGGGACACCUCCCAGGUAUAUUGACAACCAACACCGUAAAGUCAUGCAGGACAUUAUCUCCAGCAAACUGUACAAGGAGCAGUUUGAAGUCAUCCAGGAAUGCUUCCGGAACAUCGGCUUUACCGAAGAGGAAGUCAACUCUGUUUACAGGAUUCUCUCGGCCAUAUUGAACACCGGCAACAUAGAAUUUGCCGCCAUCACAUCCCAACACCAAACCGAUAAGAGCGAGGUGCCUAACUCGGAAGCUUUGGAGAACGCUGCUUCCCUGCUCAACAUCGGCUCCGAGGAGCUCCAGGAGGCUCUGACUUCCCAGUGUGUGGUCACCAGGGGCGAGACCAUCAUCCGCACCAACACGGUGGACAAAGCGGCCGACGUGCGAGACGCCAUGUCCAAAGCGCUGUACGGCCGCCUGUUCAGCUGGAUCGUCAACCGCAUCAACACCUUGCUGCAGCCCGAUAUGAGCAAUUGCACCGCGGAGAGCGGCAUGAAUGUGGGAAUCCUGGACAUCUUUGGCUUCGAAAAUUUCAAGAAGAACUCCUUUGAGCAAUUGUGUAUCAACAUUGCCAACGAGCAGAUCCAGUUUUACUUCAACCAGCAUAUUUUUGAUCUGGAGCAGAUGGAGUACCAGAGUGAGGGAAUAGAUGCCAGCCUGGUGGAGUACGAAGACAACAGGCCCAUCUUGGACAUGUUCCUGCAGAAGCCCAUGGGUCUGCUGUCCUUGCUGGACGAGGAGAGCCGCUUUCCGCAGGCCACUGACCACACCUUAGUGGACAAGUUUGAGGACAAUCUGCGUUGCAAGUACUUUUGGAUACCCAAACGUGUUGAGCUUUCCUUUGGGAUUCUCCAUUUUGCUGGAAAGGUGAUGUAUAGUGUGAACGGAUUCCUGGAGAAAAACCGAGACACUCUCCCCGCGGACAUUGUUGUGGUUCUGAGAACAUCGGAGAACAAACUUCUGCAGCAGCUCUUCUCCAGCCCCUUAACGAAAAUAGGCAAUCUGGCCACGGCCCGAGCCCGAGUGAACGCCGCCUCUCGAUCUCUACCGCCGCAGCUCAGCUCGGGACGUACCAAGUCUCCCAAAUACCUCUUGAAGGUGGACACCAUGGAGAUGAUGCGACACCCGGAGGAAACAACUAACAUGAGGAGACAGACCGUGGCCUCCUAUUUUCGUUAUUCGCUGAUGGAUUUACUAUCCAAAAUGGUGGUGGGCCAGCCGCACUUUGUCCGCUGUAUCAAGCCCAACGAUGACAGGCGGGCACUGAGCUUCUGCAAGGAGCGAGUGAUGGUGCAGUUGCGCUACACGGGCAUCUUGGAGACGGUCAACAUCCGCCGCCAAGGCUACUCGCACCGCAUCCCCUUUGCAGAGUUUGUCACCAGAUACUACUACCUUGCAUUCCGAGCUCACCAGAUGCCAGAAACCUGCAAAGAGAAUGCGGCGGCCAUAUUGGAGCGAGCCAAACUGAAAAACUGGGUGCUUGGUAGGACAAAGGUGUUUUUGAGGUACUACCAUGUAGAGCAGCUGAACCUGCUCCUGAGGGAGGUGAUCGCUCGAGUGGUGCUGAUUCAAGCUUACACCAAAGGCUGGCUGGGAGCACGGCGCUACAGGAAGGGAAAGGAGAAAAGGAACAACAGUGCCACCGUUAUCCAGUCAGCGUGGAAGGGCUUCGUCGCGCGGCAGAGCCUCAAACAAAUGAGGAAAGAGCGGGAAGAGGCAGCGGUCCGUAUCCAGUCAGCAUACAGGGGCCAUCGCGUACGUCAGGACUGUGGACCUCAUGGACGCAGAUGCAGCCCCAAAGCCGGAGGGAAGACCACCAAGGAAGACCAUAUUGGGUCUCCGAGCCCGAAGAACCUACAUAAAGCAAAUGUCGGCCCCGACAGCCGAGACAGACACGUGAAAGACGCCAAGAGAGACAAAGACGGUGUGACGAAGCUUCGCAAGGAGACAGCCAGGCUUCGAGACGUGCGGUGUAAACAAGGUCCAGUGAUGAAGCUCCGUCAGAGGACCCCUCGGCGGCGGGGCCAUCAACCCAAGCUUCUUAACAGCCCCGAAGACAGCCUGUACUACAACCAGCUCAACAGAACUCUGGAUUACCAGGGGAGCAAGAGGAAGCCCAGAAAACUUGGUCAAAUCAAAGUGCUGGACGGAGAGGACGAGUAUUACAAAUUACUGUCAACGGUGGAGUCGAUCCCCGAAGAAGAGUACGAGAGCCCGGCCCCCGCCCGCCCGCCCGUUCUAACUGGAGCUCAGCCUUGACAUCGCGUCAGCCGAUUGCCUUCUUCGCCAGCAAAGUCAACCUGGAACCAAAAAGCGUCAACAAACUACAUCUCAUGCACAUUUGUAUUUAUUUAUGACAAAAUGAUGUUUUAUAUGACACAAAUAAA
Molecule: messenger RNA, 4324 nt
Organism: Syngnathus typhle (broad-nosed pipefish)
Lineage: Eukaryota; Metazoa; Chordata; Actinopteri; Syngnathiformes; Syngnathidae
Gene: myo3b
Product: myosin IIIB
Exons: 37
Coding region: 255-4196 (1313 amino acids)
Biological process (GO): protein phosphorylation
Cellular component (GO): myosin complex
Molecular function (GO): cytoskeletal motor activity; ATP binding; protein kinase activity
Source: RefSeq, a predicted model, not a curated record